Messenger RNA from Fusarium tjaetaba, 1152 nucleotides. Its product is annotated as alcohol dehydrogenase. The record is from RefSeq and is a predicted model, not a curated record. NCBI's taxonomy places the organism in Eukaryota, Fungi, Ascomycota, Sordariomycetes, Hypocreales, Nectriaceae. The transcript is spliced from 4 exons. Bases 1 to 1152 code for a protein of 383 amino acids.
AUGGGAUUCCAGACAGCACCGAAGCUCAAGACUCCUCUUGGCCUCCAUCGCAUCCUUUCCCCAACCGCUGAAGUCAAGGUGUCGCCAAUUUGUCUCGGCGGCAUAAGCAUCGGCCACGAAUGGAAGUUUUACACCGGCAAAAACGAAGAGCCGUUCAAACUUCUCGAUGCUUUCUACGAAACAGGUGGUAACUUCAUCGAUACUGCCAACCUCUACAACAACCAAGAGUCAGAAAAGCUCAUUGGUCAAUGGAUGGAAGAACGUGAUGUCAGAGAUCAGAUGGUCAUUGCGACAAAAUACUCUGCAGGCUAUCGUGCUUUCGGCGAUAAUCCAGAGCCGUUACAAUCAAACUUUACGGGUAACUCUGUCAAGAGCAUGCAUAUCUCAGUGCGCGAUAGUCUGAAGAAGCUGAGGACGGAUUACAUCGACAUUUUGUAUGUCCACUGGUGGGAUUUUGCGACGCCUGUUGAGGAGGUCAUGAGAGGUCUUCAUGUUCUUGUAAUGCAGGGAAAGGUACUUUACCUUGGUAUCAGCAACACUCCUGCCUCGAUCGUUGUCAAAGCCAACGCUUAUGCAAGACAACACGGUCUCACGCCGUUUUGCGCUUACCAGGGCAACUGGAACGCAGCCCUUCGCGACAUGGAGGGUGAUGUCAUUCCAAUGUGCGAGGACCAGGACAUGGCGAUUGUAUCUUGGGGAUCCUUGGGCACUGGAUCGCUACUCACGGCCCAGCAAAGAAAAGAAAGAGAAGCCGACCCAGAUGCACCGAAGCCUCAGAUCUCAGAUGUCGCGUUAAAAACUAGCGAGGCCCUGGAAAGAAUCGCGGAGCGAAAGGGAACGACACUACAAGCCAUUGCUCUGACGUAUCUCUUCCACCAAUCCACGUACGUGUCCCCCAUCGUUGGGGUCAAUACCGUCGAACACGUUAAGGCUAUGCCUGAUGCGCUGAAGAUCAAGCUAUCCAAAGAAGAGACUGAUGAAAUUCACCAAGCAUCGCCGUCCAAUCCAGGAUACCCCUUGAACUUCACGCAAUAUAUGCAGCCAGUGAAAUAUGACCUGUCAUGGACACCUGCAGAUCACCAGCAGUACCAAAUGGCAGCUUGGAUAGAUGCCCCUCCCAAGCGUCUGCCGUACCAACCGAAAAAUUGGUAG